Messenger RNA from Erpetoichthys calabaricus (reedfish), 3682 nucleotides. RefSeq names its product solute carrier family 1 member 5 (gene slc1a5). Gene Ontology annotation, molecular function: neutral L-amino acid transmembrane transporter activity; L-aspartate transmembrane transporter activity; symporter activity. Gene Ontology annotation, biological process: L-aspartate import across plasma membrane. The transcript has 8 exons. Gene Ontology annotation, cellular component: plasma membrane. Bases 116 to 1762 code for a protein of 548 amino acids. Lineage: Eukaryota; Metazoa; Chordata; Cladistia; Polypteriformes; Polypteridae. The record is from RefSeq and is a predicted model, not a curated record.
GCGCUGCUUCUAGUUUAUAGAAGGAUGGUGUACUGAACGCCUGUUUUACAGAACUCGGCCACUCCAAACACUUCGGGACCUUUUCUUUCUUCGGUUUACAUACUGACUUUUAGUUAUGGCUGAUAUCGCAGACGAAGGCUUCAACAAGGCACAAUCCAACGGUGAAAUUCACCCUGAAGCCAACGGCGCGCCGACUUCUCCGAAGUCGGGUAAAAUGGGGUGCUCUGUGGAAAGAGUCAAGAGGAUCAUAAAGGCCAACCUGCUGGUCAUCCUGACCGUGGCCGGGGUCAUCCUUGGUGUGCUGAUUGGACUCGGAGUGCGGAACCUAGAACUGACCAAAGCCCAGGUCAUAUACUUCGGUUUCCCCGGGGAACUCCUGAUCCGCUUGCUAAAAAUGAUUAUCAUUCCUUUAGUGGUGUGCAGUUUAGUAUCGGGGGCAGCCAGUCUGGACCCUAAGGCUCUGGGCAAACUCGGCGGUUGGGCAAUGCUGUUCUUUCUGGUCACCACGCUUAUCGCUUCGGCUAUCGGCGUGUCAAUGGCUUUCAUCGUCGGCCCGGGCAGUGGAGCCAGCGCCAAACCGACGCUGUCAGGAUUGGACGGAGGGAUCCCACAGUCCAAGGAUGUGGUGGAUUCAUUUCUGGACCUUAUUAGGAAUAUAUUCCCAUCGAAUCUGGUGUCUGCUGCAUUUCAGUCGUAUGCCACCAGCUACCGAUGGAUCACAACGGAGAAGAAUGUCACCAAGGCAGGAGUUGUCGUCAAUACCACCAUUGUCACGGAGAAGGUUCCUGUUGGAAUGGAAGUUGAGGGCAUGAACAUCCUGGGCCUGGUGGUGUUUGCCAUAGUGUUUGGAGUGGCACUGAGGAAGCUGGGGGAAGAAGGAGAAAUCCUUAUUAAAUUCUUCAACUCCUUCAAUGAGGGGACCAUGGUGCUCGUGUCUUGGAUUAUGUGGUAUGCCCCCUUCGGUAUCAUGUUUCUGGUGGCUGGGAAGAUUGUAGAAAUGGAGGAUGUGGUCCAACUCUUCACCAGCCUGGGCAAGUACAUCAUCUGCUGCAUCGUCGGCCACAUCAUUCAUGGCCUAAUCAUUUUGCCCGUCAUCUACUUCAUCUUUACCCGCAAGAACCCUUACGUCUUUCUGUGGGGUAUUGUGACGGCACUGGCCACUGCCUUUGGCACUUCCUCUAGCUCAGCCACUCUGCCCCUCAUGAUGAAGUGUGUUGAGGAGAAGAACCACGUCUCCAAGCGCAUCAGCCGUUUCAUUCUACCCAUCGGUGCUACCGUCAACAUGGAUGGAGCAGCGCUUUUCCAGUGUGUUGCGGCGGUCUUCAUAGCCCAGCUCAACAACUAUUCUCUUAACUUCAUCCAGGUCAUCACCAUCCUGGUAACGGCUACGGCUUCAAGCGUAGGUGCAGCUGGUAUCCCAGCAGGGGGCGUCCUGACACUUGCAAUCAUCCUUGAAGCGGUGGGUCUGCCCACCAAUGACAUCUCGCUCAUCCUGGCUGUCGACUGGCUGGUGGACCGCACCUGUACGGUGAUCAACGUCGAGGGAGACGCCUUUGGGGCUGGCCUGCUGCAGAACUUCGUGGAGAGACAAGGACUGAGUGAUGACACCGAACUGACGGAAGUCCGACUAGAAGGGGGCAACCAUUCUGCAAAGAGCCCCCCUCCGCCGGAGGAAGAAGACCUGCCUCUGCUCAAGAAGGACACCGCCAUCACGUUAGAAGGGGUCCUAGUUGCAGACCAUGAGAAGGAGUCGGUCAUGUAACUGGCCAGGGCCAACUGGCAUCCUUUCCAAAAAGGACAACUUUGAAGACUGGCACCCUUGACCUUUCAAUAAAGAAUGGGGGUGGGAGGACUGGUAGGAAAAGACAGAAAGAAGAACUUUUAAAACUUCCAUUGUUCAGUUUAUGGGCCAGAAGGACUCCACAACCGCGAUGGCAAGGAAGACUUGAGUCUUGUUUGAGAGACAGUUUCCCUAUUUAUUAUCUGAGCCGGCCACCCCGGCGUUGGCUCUGCGCUCUCUUCAGACAAUCCUUGGCAGACUCUCUGAGGUUUUUUUAUUAUUAUUUGGCAGCAUUCACUUGCUUUUAUUAUCAUUUAUUAUUAUUAUUUUUCUCUUUUUGGAUCACUCUCAGACAAUCUGCUCACAUUUCUCUUUGAAAGUUGCGUCAGAGCUGCCAAAUUGGGAUCUUCUUGCUCUACUUGAAGCUGGCUUCACCGACGGGACUUGUUCAGUUGUACAAAAUGCAAAAGAGGCGUCUCUUCUGCCCCGUGGCUUUGAUGGCUGCAGCAAAAUGGGUUUCUUACCAAUUUCUGUCUGUGUGUGAAACAUAUAGUGUGCAUUUCAUUUGUGUAGUCAUCGACCUUGUGUGUGUGUGUGUGUGUGUUUGUGAGAGAGAGCUGAACAUGUAUGUAUAUGUAGUCUUACACACAUGUGACCUGUGCCUAUGGGGUGUGUGAGAGAUAGCUGAACAUAUAUGUAUACUGUAUGUAGUCUUACACGUGACCUGUGCCUAUGGGGUGUGUGUGUGUGUGUGUGUGUGUGUGUGUGUGUGUGUAAGCGGAAUGUGCACACCUAUGGCACGCAGUGCGUUUUGAGUAGUGCAGUGUGUGUGGUGUGCACCAGUCUGUGUGUAUAUGCAGUGCAGACGUGCACUUUGCUCGGAGUGUUCACUUUUUUGUACACAGUACAGUAGUUUUCGUGUGUGUGUAUGUGUAGUGUACAUACCUUACAUGCCCCUAGUGUGCACAUCCUGCUGUGUGUGUGCAUAUUGUGUAUAUUUGUAGAAAUAAAGCGCACUUUGCAUUGAAUUAUAGACAUACCGUUAACAUAACGUCACAUGCGUCUGUGUUUGUAGUGCCCAAGAUUGCUGUUAAUACAACCAUUGACUGUGUGUGUGUGUGUGUAUGUAUGUAUUUACAUGAUCUACAUGGCAAUCCUCUCAACUGUGGUCACAUGUCAUGCCUAUGCAGUGAUACUGUGAUGCCCGAGAGGUCCCGGGGUUUUGAUUUAGUGGAAGGUCAUCAUGAUGGCAUUCCCACUGUAGCUCUUUUUUUUUUUUUUUUUAAUUCCACAAUCCGAAUCAUUUCUGGAAAUUACAAGUGGAGAGCCAUGAAGCCAAGUGCCAAGAAGAUGCCACUUGACUCUCCAUCCACGGUCGGUCGCCCCACUCAAGACUAAUGCCAGGUGUAGAGCCAGCCCCAUGACUCUUAAAGAGAUUGAUGUCCUCUCUGCUUUUGCUGUUCCUUUUGUAGUUUUCCAUGUGGAGUCUCCAGUACAUGAUGCCAGGCGGGCACUCAGGUUGUGCCAGUCUGGGCUGUGGUGUGUGUUGGUUGUUUUUUUUUUGUUUUGUUUUACCACUACCAUUUCAGAAUGGACCAUGACAGCCUUUUGAUUUUUCUUUUGUUCAAAUUAUGAAACCACUCCUGCCUGGGCUUGUACUAACUGAAUGCCAGCGUGGCCAUUGCCUGUGUGCCAACCGGGGAAGAACACUCCUGAUCUUAUUUAUUUUUUAUUAUUCUCUCCAAGUAAAAACCUCCCUUUUUUGUGUGUGUUUUAUGUUAAUAGCAAAAACGGUGGAAUAUCCCACUUUGGCAUCCCAAACCUCGUUCAUUGAUUUUUAUUCUUCUAUUCUCAAUGUUCCAUUUUCUUCUGAAACAGAAAUAAAGACUUUGAAAUAAUUAA